CUUAAUGAGAAAGAUAAUGAUUUUAAAUAUGUUUCGGAACUAUUCUUCUCGUCUUGGAAACAUUCAGAUAAACCUAUUCCUAAGAUUAUUUCAAUAUGGAAAAUAUAUUGUUCAAAGGAUUUAAUUUCCCAAUACGAUCUUUAUCGAAAAAAAGUAGGAAAUGAACAUCAAUUAUUCCAUGGAACGAAGGCCGAAAUAUGCAUCAAAAACACAUGUGCAAUUUGUUGUAUCUUAAAAGAAGGAUAUAAACUAAAUCAUGCGAAUUGUGGAUUAUUUGGCAAAGGAAUAUAUUUUUCAUCCACAUCAUCAAAAUGUGAUAAUUUUAGUAGUAAUUUAUUAGAAAAUUACGAAGGAGUAAAUUAUAAAGUAAUGUUAUUAAAUAAUGUGGCUUUAGGUAAGAUUUAUAGGCCUACUGAAAAUGAUUUUACGUUAACAAAUCCACCACAUAAAUAUGAUAGUGUGAUUGGAGAUCCUAAAAUUGUCAAAAAUUUAAAAGAUUUAAAGCAUGAUGAAAUUAUUGUCUAUAAAGAAGAAGCAUCGAUUCCAAAAUUUUUAAUAGUUUAUCAACCAG
Molecule: messenger RNA, 571 nt
Organism: Scutellospora calospora
Lineage: Eukaryota; Fungi; Glomeromycota; Glomeromycetes; Diversisporales; Gigasporaceae
Source: the annotation of a GenBank genome assembly